CGGUUCCAACAACGUUGGUAGAGGUUGUUUGCGGUCUGAUGGUGUGUUUGCACCAGACCGACGAUGGCUGGCGUAUAGUGCGCUGAUAAUAAUGUGGUUCUACUGGACAGUACGUCGAUGCACAUCGCUGGUGGGCGAUUGGUCUUGUGGCGACGCGGUAUCGUGUUCGUCGAAUGUCGAGUGGAUCGUCUCUACUGCCGGCGCAGCGCAAGCGAUGGUGUCUGUGACCACGGCUGCUGCCCACCGUCAGUCGAGCACAGCACACCUGUUAAACAAUGCCUACAACGUGAUGAGCCGUGGCAUGAACAAACGCAUGACAGGUGGGGGAAUACUACGGCAGCAGCACGCAUUUACCAUGGCUGGCGUGUACGCCACAGUGGCCGGAUCAGUCGUGUUGGCGAGAUCUGUAGCCGUAAUGAUAGCCCGACCCGACAGAUUUGCGAUCGUCGACGUACUGUUGCUGUGCCUACCGGCGGUCAUAGUGACGGUAGUUGUUGAAUGCGUGAUCGUGUACAUGUGCGUGACCGCAGAGGACACGUGCCACGACGUCGUCCACCGAUUGCAUAAGAUAGCACUCGAUGCGGCACGGCCACCGGUGGCCGAUCGUCGAGGUGGCCACCGGCCGCUACACUGGCAGCUGGAAGCUGCGUGGCGUGAUCACUGGCGUGGUUGUCAGCUGGUGGAUGGCCUGUCCGCGUGUUAUGGGCUAGACCUGGCAGUGAACUUGACCGCCAGUAUGCUGUACUUUGUCGUGUACGCGUACGUCACGCUCAUUUCGGUUUACGCGUCAUUUAACUCAUUAGAUCACGGCAACACUAUAGAGCACAACAACUCCACAAGCGUCAUCUACUGGAAUAUAGCUCUGGCGUGUCAACUAUUAUGCGUUUCGUUCCGAAUCGUAUUUAUAUCGUACCGGGCCGAGAGGAUCAAGCAAGUGGCGGUCAAUGCAGUUCUAAUAUCAUUAAGAAAUGUACUGAAAAACAACAAUUUAGAUUUUUCCACUAUCAUGCUGAUCAAUUCAUUCACAUACCAAAUCACGAACAGAGAAGUUAAAGUUUCGGCGAGUGGUUUUUUUUCAGUAAAUUUAUCAUUUUUUCACGCACUCAUACGUUUGGCUACUACAUACCUAAUUGUUAUAAUCCAAUAUAACUCCGAACCACCAAACCCAAAGAAAUAAACAUGCAAAUAAUAAGUCAUCCUCAGUCCUCACAAUACUAUUGAUUAAUGCAGUAUGGUUAUAUGAUUAUAAACAUAAACCUUAUACUAAUAGAACGGCCUAACCUAUAUUACUAACAUUAGGGGGAGUUUGUAAUUUGCACCAAAAUAAAGAUACGAUAUUUUCACCACUGAAUGUAGUCGAAAGUAGUGUUUGUAAUUUGCACCAAAGUAAGGUCUUGUAAUUUGCACCACCCUCAGGGAGUUAAAAAAAGAAAUUGUAACUUGCUCCAACAUGAGUAAUUUUUUGUUCGAUUAUCGAAUAUUCGAUUAUUCCUCGGUAUUCUCGUUUACGUCGAGACUAGGUGGACUCGAAUGACUAAAAUAUUUUUUUGGAAUUUUUCACCUUAUCUGGUAAUAUUUUGAACGUAUAGGUUUUUGUUGUAACAAAUGUAAUAAGUUAUUACUUAUUAAUUAUUAUUGUUAAUUACCA
Messenger RNA from Aphis gossypii (cotton aphid), 1648 nucleotides. RefSeq lists its product as uncharacterized. Lineage: Eukaryota; Metazoa; Arthropoda; Insecta; Hemiptera; Aphididae. Gene Ontology annotation, cellular component: membrane; dendrite; neuronal cell body. The record is from RefSeq and is a predicted model, not a curated record. Bases 92 to 1177 code for a protein of 361 amino acids. The transcript is spliced from 4 exons. Gene Ontology annotation, biological process: sensory perception of taste.